UCUCUCUCCUCUUUGCCAAGGCUACGGUACGGUCUCUGUCUGCCCCGUCUUUGUCUUCUGUCGGCUUUGGGUGCUCGCUUUCUCCACUCAGUAGCGGCGGUGAAGACGGAAGAAGAAAAAGAAAAAGAAGAACUCUGUAGAGAGAGAGAUAGAGAGAGAGAGUCAUCGCAACCAACGAACUGGCCGUCGUUGCUUCUUCGAAACCCUAGUCGAACGAAGUUCUACAAGUCUGAGAUCCGGAAACCCUAGAAAUAUCCAUUUCGGUCCAGUUCUCUUCCCUUUUAAUGCGAAGCCCCAGUAGGUGUAGGUUUCUGCGGCGUUUUGCGGUGCUGUGUUGUUGAGCCGGUUGCUGGUGGCGGUGGCCCAUGCGAUUGAGCGGUGGUUUUUGAUGCCGACGGAGCCCUUGCCUUGGAAUCGGAAGGACUUCUUCAAGGAUAGGAAACAUGAGAGGUCGGAUUCCGUAGCGUCCUUGUCCAGAUGGAGAGACUCGACUCAGACUCAGACUCGGACUCCUCACCACGGUUCCUCAUCCUCGCGGGGCUUUGGCCGCUGGGGAUUGUGCGACUCUCUCAACAAUAGGCCUCCCGGUCACGGUAAGCAGGGUAGUUGUCAUCUCUAUUGUGAAGAAGCUGGACACGGGAGUACGCCAUCUCAGUCCAAUGAGAAUAUUCUACAUGAUCAGAGCCACCGGUCCAUUGGGUCGUAUGGCAUGAAUAGCCGGGAAGAUAGGGUCGCAAGUAACCAAAAGGAUUCCAGAAGUAGCACUUGGGAAGACGGUGAAGCGCGAAAUGGACCUGGCAGGCUGCCUAGCACUGGUGAUCAGAGGUCAGUCACCCAUAUGCUAGUGGAAAACUCUCUUAUUCAACUUGUCUCUAGGGACACAUCCGAACAAAUUCACUUGAAUGACCAGACUGGUAAUGUUGAUGGCUUGGGCACAGGCCGGAUACUUGAGAGAGAAAAUUUGCUGGGUUCAAUUGGUAGGAAGCCUUCUAAAUGGACUCGUUCAGGGAGUCUUUCCUCACGGUGUUCUGUGUUCAGCUAUGCAAGCAGCUUUAAAAGUAUGGGAAUGGAUUCCAGUGAAGCAAAGGCUGAGGUUCAGCCCAAGAGAGUUACCCCAAUAUGGUCACCUUCAGGGGAUGCCAUGGCAUGUAGUGCAUUAGCUGUUCCAUCUGAAGAAACAAACGCUAGGAAGAAGCUUCGUCUUAAUUGGGGUGAGGGUCUGGCUAAGUAUGAAAAGAAAAAGGUUGAAGCCUCUGAUGAUAGGGCAACAAAUCCUGGGAUGAUUGUCUGUGGUAACACCGACCCUAUGCAUUCUCAUCUUUCGAACUUGUCUGAGAAAAGCCCUAGAGUUGCAGGAACCUCUGACUGCCGUUCCCCUACUAUCCCCUCUCCAAUUGCUUGCAGUUCCUCACCAGGUGGGGAGGAAACACCAUUUGUCAGGGAAGUAAAUAUUCUUGGUGAUGCUAUUAACUUAAAUAGUUCAACAGGUCUCUUGUCUCAGAGCCAUGUUGAAGGAAUAGCUUUUAAUUUAGAGAGUUUGAAGCUCUCCCCAAUUCCUAAUUUAAGCACUUCUCUCUGUGAAUUUUUCCAAUCUGAAGAACUUGAGGAUUCUAGCUUUGUGAGAUCAACUCCUAUGAACAAGCUGCUGUUGUGGAAGGGUGAUAUAUUGAAGGAAUUGGAGGUUACUGAAUCUGAAAUUGAGUUACUGGAAAAUGAAUUUAAAUGUUUGAUAUCUAAGAAUGAAAAUAGGUGUCAAUGUCCUGCAGGAUCAAGUAGUUUGCAACAGGAAUGUCAGACAAAACCUUGUGAAAAACUGGUUGUUAACUCUAACGCCAUUCCUCAGCCUGCUCCAUUGCAGCUUGCUUCUUCUGAAGGUGUAGCUGUGGACGACGGUGGUGGCUUAAAAAAAGAGCAUGGUCAAGUUGAAGAUCAUCAUAUGGAUAGUCCAGGCAUUGUGAUAUCUAAAUCUGCUGAAAAUACUACCACUCUAUCUAAAUCAAUGAAACAUGAUGAGGUUGCUAGUAAAUCUAGAAACCAGGAAGAGAAAUGCUCAGUAGGUGAUAGCAAUGAGGAAAAGACAGAAGGCUUAUUGACUUCAGAGGGUGGUGGUCAACUGACAUUUAGCAAGACUUCUGUUGCAUGUGAUCUUAUAUUGGCUUCCAACAAGGAUUGUGCAAGCAGAGCUUCUCAAGAAUUUAAUAAACUACUUCCAUUUGUUGAUUAUCAUAUUGAUACGUCAAGAACAACCAAUGUCUCUUGGCAGAAAGAUCCACAUGUGAAAGGGAAGUUUGUAAUGAGGAAGCAUUUGCUAAAAUUUAAAGAAAGAAUUAUGACUCUCAGAUAUAGGGCAUUUCAGCAUCUCUGGAAAGAAGAUUUGCGGUUGCUUUCUAUAAGGAAGCACCAUGCAAAAUCUCAGAAAAGGCUGGAGCUAAGUUCGCAUACGCCACACACUGGAUAUCCAAAGUAUUGGUUGCCUGCUCGUUCUCGUUUGUCUUCUCCUGAUACUCAGGCUGAGCCUUACAGGAGUUACCUUAAAAUGCCAUUAUUGAUCUUGGACAAAAAGGAGAAGAUGAGUUCAAGGUUCAUUUCAAGUAAUGGUUUAGUUGAAGAUCCUUGUUCCCUUGAGAAGGAAAGGGCUAUGAUUAAUCCCUGGACUGCAAAAGAAAAGGAGAUUUUCCUGGAUAAGCUUGCUAAUUUUGGGAAAGACUUCAAAAAGAUUGCCUCUUUUCUCCAUCACAAGACAACUGCUGAUUGUGUUGAGUUCUAUUACAAAAACCACAAGUUGGAUUGUUUUGUGAAGACAAAGAAGUCACAGCUUGCGAAACAAGGAAAGUCAUGUUCUAGGAACAACUAUCUGAUUGCUUCUGGGAAAAGAUGGAAUCAUGAGACAAACACAGCAUCCCUUGCUAUGUUAGGUAUGGCUUCAGCAAUGGCAUCUAAUGCUGAUCAUGGUAUGAAAAAACAGCAGAAAUGUACAGUGAGGCUCAAAGUCAGGGCAACUAGCAAUCACAGUGCAUUGCGAGGUGGUAAUGACAUGCUAGAGAGGUCGAGCAGUGUUGAUAUCUUAAAUAGUGAAAGAGAGGCUGUGGCUGCUGACGUCUUGGCAGGUAUCUGCAGUUCACUGUCAUCAGAGGCAAUGAGUUCUUGCAUCACAAGUUCUUUUGACCCAGCAGAGAGCUACCAUGACCAGAAGAGCCAAGUGGUGGGUUCUUUGAAGCGGCAACGGCCUUUCACUCCAGAGGUAACACAGAAUGCUGAUGAUGUGACUUGUUCGGAUGAGAGUUGUGGAGAGAUGGAACAUACUGACUGGACAGAUGAGGAGAAGGCUGUUUUUAUACAGGCUGUGUCAUCCUAUGGUAAAGACUUUGCAACAAUAUCAAGGUCUGUCAGAACAAGGUCAAGGAACCAAUGCAAGAUUUUUUUUAGCAAGGCCCGCAAGUGCCUUGAAUUGGAUAUGCUUUGUCCAUGGCCCUGUGACCAGAGAAUGCUAGGAAAUGAGGAUGCCAAGGAGGGUGGGAGUGGCAAUAACAAUAUUUGUACGGAGACCAAUUCAGCCAUCUGCAGUGAGAGAACGGGGUCUAAAGUAGAUGAGAAUAUGAUGCCAUCUGAUCUCAACAGAAAAUGUGAUCCUGCAGAGACCGUGAUUUUACAGACUGAUCUAAUGAGCAGAUCAGAGGACAAUGGGACUGAAGCAAUUGAUGAAGAACAUGAGCUACAGUCAGAGGAUAUGGUUACUGGGUGGCAGGGGGAGGCUAACCAGAAGUUUGAUUUUGGUACCAAUGGCGAGGAAAAUGCUGAUUUUCCUCCUAGUGUGGGUGGAGGAGAUGAGGCUACUGAAGAGACGAACUCUGUGGGAGAAUCUGUGCCCCCCAAAUGUGAUGAGGAUCAUGGCGAGGUUUUGCCAGAUGCUGAGGCUGAUACCUUUAAUGUAGGUCUGGAACUGAAGGAUCAACAUAGGAUUUCAGAUAGCAAUUUGAAUGAUAGGAAAGCAGAGGAAAAUGGGAUUCUGAAUGCUAGUAGCCUGAGUGACUCGAAAUGCUGUGACAAAGUCUUACAUACAAACAGAAAUGUAUCCAAUCUUGCUGUGGAGACAAAUGCUACUCUGGGAUAUCAAGUUGACCUGAAGCGUAAGCAGAAGGAUGCAUUGGAGUUAAAGGCUCCACUAGAGCCUCGUACCAGUCUUCUUGUCAGUGUGAAUUCAGUUAUUGAAUGUCCUGAUCUCAGCUCUGAUGGACCUCCUGCACUAGAUUUUGAAAAUUUCAGGGAUAAGGAGUGCCAAAAAUUAGCCAUUGGAAAUGACAAUAACCAGCAUCAGUCCGGCCAUUCUUUGUUGGAGCGUGGAGGCUCCUGGCCGAUUCUCCAGGGAUAUCCAUUUCGGGUGUUCACCAAUAAAGAGAUGAAUAACGGAGAUAAGGAUUUUGAGGAACUUGAUGUUCAAAGCCGCAAUAGGAAAUUACCUUCUGACAUGUAUUUAUCCCAGGAAUGGUUUCUUCAGAAGUGCAAUGGUUUGAAAACUAACAAUGCGGUGGCUCAGAUUCCUUUCCAGCUCCAAGAACAAAAAAGUUACCGAUCUAGAUCCCCUUCAUUGAAUUCAUCAGAUACAGAAAAGCCAUGCAGGAAAGGUGAUGUGAAACUUUUUGGUCAGAUUUUGACCAAGUCAUCAGCUCAGCAGAACGAAGAUGAAGGAAUUCAAAAUUCGAAGUUCAGCAGCAAGGAUUGCAAUGUUAAAUUCAGCACUCACAAUGUUGAAGGGAAUCCAGUUCCUGCAAAGCUCAACCAGAAUAAUAGUUGCCUGGGCUAUGGUUUUUGGGAUGGAAACAGGAUACAGUCUGGAUUUUCUACUGCAUCAGACUCUUCUUUCGUUCUCCACGGGCGUCCUACCUCCUUGGGUAAUUACUCCAACUCAUCCAACAUGGAGUGGCAGCCGUUGCCAUUGGGUUCGGUUGUGAAGAGUAAUGAACAAAAUUUGACAUCAAUUCUUUCUAAUAGGGAGAUGAGUAGCAGUAAUGGUGAAGCUGAUUAUCAGCUCCACCGGAGCUGGGAAAUUGCCAGACCAAAUCCACGAACAGUUGAUGUGACGCAGCGCCAAGACACUUUAUUCCCAGAAAUGCGAAGACUAAGUGGAUCCGACGCUCACCCAGGUCAACUGGCCCGGGAAAUGGUUGGGGAUGCAUGCACUGGUAUUUCAGACCCAGCGGCAAUUAAUCUGCAUUACGCAAAAACUGAACAAUACAGUGUCAAGGCAGUUGGGAUCGGCAGUGAGGAAUCUUGGAGAGGUGAGGAGGAUGGUAUGGGUAGAAGUAUGGAGCGGGCCUCUUAAAUCAUGGCGAAUUACUGUGGUGUCAUACUGUAGCGUAUGUGUAAUACACUCCCUUUAGGGCAUCAUUUGUAGGUUCUUUUUGGUUAAAAGAAUUUUAGAUGUUUGUAAUAUUUCUCAGCAGCUAUGUAUUUGUUGUAAUUGAUGGAA
Molecule: messenger RNA, 5467 nt
Organism: Diospyros lotus (date-plum)
Lineage: Eukaryota; Viridiplantae; Streptophyta; Magnoliopsida; Ericales; Ebenaceae
Exons: 4
Coding region: 389-5320 (1643 amino acids)
Source: RefSeq, a predicted model, not a curated record